AUGUUGUUCUGUGAUCGUCGUGAUGCUCUUUCCUUGGACCUCCGUAUGAUGGAGUCUCUGUGGUCGAGGGAGGACUGCAAUGUUGGUCCGAUGGUGGAGCUAACAUCAAUCAUACAAGGGUUCAUUGGACCAGAUAGUCACAAGAUGUCUGCUAGCUGUCCCACUGAGACCUUCCGCAUUACCACGAAGCCUGAUGCCUUCAUCGUCCGCCACGGUGAGCUCGUUGGUGUCUUCAUUGAUGAAGAGAGGAUAACCUUGAGGUCGGUGCUGGAGAAUAAUCGGUUCGUUAUGGAACUCGAUCCACCUUGUCCGAAGGGCUCCCUCGUCGACUACUCUGCGGAAGAGGACCGCCUCACAGCUUUUGACAGGAAGCUCAAUACGGUAUACACUUACAAUCUCCGCAAGGGCAUCUGCGUCAGCUUAUGUGAAGUCAAAGGUCUAUUUAGAGGUGGCGAGGAACACCUGGUGGUGGGGUGUUUGGAAGAACAAGUAUUAUUUUGCUUUGGUUGCAAAAAAGACCUAGUGCUGUACCAUGCGCCCACUCGAGCGGGCUAUUCCUACUCCCAGGCCAAACAACUGUUUUCUCAUAAAACCGACAAUGAAAGAUUACUGACCAUGGACAUGAGUUGCCGAUCCUCAGACACAUCUAUCUCGGUUGAAAUUGUCUACGGUGACGACCAUGGUUACGGAAACUUGUCUUUGCUCUUUGAUGGCAUUGAUCGACCCCUCAUUCGCAAGAAGGAGUGCUAUAGCUUCAUUACAAAUGUGGACGAGUGCCAUGAUUUUGCCUGGGCCCGUUUGGUGAAUCAUGACUCAUUUGUUGUGAGGGAUUGGAACAAGAAGAAGAAAAGAUCGUGGGAGCUUGUGGAUCCGGCGCACAAAGCGUUCGAACCCCUCCGAAUCCGUAACAACAUGCGAGUUACCGCUACUGGUUUCAUGCCACAAGGCGUCCUUUACAUCGUGAUGGAGCCUGUCGAUGAUAUUGAAAUUCGGCUCUUCCAUCGCCAUCGACGAGGAUAA
Molecule: messenger RNA, 1020 nt
Organism: Perkinsus marinus ATCC 50983
Lineage: Eukaryota; Perkinsozoa; Perkinsida; Perkinsidae
Exons: 1
Coding region: 1-1020 (339 amino acids)
Source: RefSeq, a predicted model, not a curated record